AUGGCGUCGUGGUACAAGGACCUGCUCUCCAACGCGUCGACCAACAUCUCCAAGCUGCAGCGCACCUACUUCGGUGGCGAGUCCGACGGCGACACCGACGACGACACCCACGUGUGCCGCGUGCUGCGCGCCUACUACGCCGAGAAGGGCCCGCAGCAGCCCCUGCCCGCCUGGCUGCCCCCGGACCCGCGCGCCCCGCCCCCGCAGCAGGCCGUUUAUGCGGCCGGUGGUGGUGCUGGUGGUGCUGGGCAGGGGCGGUAUGGGGGGUUGGGGCAGCAGGGUGCUGCCGGUGGUGGUGGGGGGUUGAGCAGUCUGUGGGGGGAUGGUGGUGGUGGUGGUGGUGGUGGUGGUGGGAAUAAUGCGGCUGGGCAGGGGCGGGCCCAGUUUGCGAGUAGUCGGAAUCCUUUUGCGAGUGGUGGUGAUGCGGGGCAACGGCCGGGGAUGGGUGGGCAGCGCGCGGGGAGUUACCAAACGGCGGGAGCGGGAGGGCUGAUGCGGUCAGCCCGGGAGCCAGCGUGCCCUCGGGAAGGCGGCAGCGCACAGGAGAAGUUGAAGCAGAGGCUCUGGAGCGGCGCGAGGACGACAAGCCCGAGUUCGGGCGGGCCGUUCCAGCCGCCCGGGACAGCAGCAGCAAAGGGCCCGCCACCGGCACAGCCGUCGGGGAACAGAUGGGGAUGGGGAAACCAGGGGGGCAGCGGGGGCGGUGGUGAUAGCGGCGGAUAUGGAGGGAGGGGAAGUGAACGCCCUGUCAUGAGCACGAAUGCGCUGUGGUCGGAUGGAGGAUACGAUAAUAAUUCAGGCGGCGGGUCAGGUGGCCGAGGACCAGCGGGUGGGAGAAGCUAUGGGCUGCCGAGCAACCCUAGGGGAGGGCUUCCCAGCGGUCCAAGGCCACGAUGA
Chaetomium globosum CBS 148.51 is the source of this 897-nucleotide messenger RNA. RefSeq lists its product as uncharacterized. The coding region runs from base 1 to 897 and encodes 298 amino acids. NCBI's taxonomy places the organism in Eukaryota, Fungi, Ascomycota, Sordariomycetes, Sordariales, Chaetomiaceae. The transcript has a single exon. The record is from RefSeq and is a predicted model, not a curated record.